GGCGGUGGCGGCGAGAAAGGGAGCUUGCCGGGGAGCGAGCAGGACGGGACGAAGCCAGAGCGGAGGUGGGGGAGGAUUCGCUCCCGGGGCUGCUGCGGCCAGGUAUAUGAGUGACCUAAAGCUGCAAAUUAAAACGGAGAGAAAGCAGUGCCAACUGCAAGCAGGGCAAGGAUGCCAAUUCCUCCACCCCCUCCACCACCCCCUGGUCCUCCUCCACCGCCCACUUCUAAUCAGGCACACACAGAGCAGCCCAAGCUGAGUAGAGAUGAGCAGCGGAAUCGAGGUGCCCUCUUACAGGACAUCUGCAAAGGGACCAAGCUGAAGAAGGUGACCAACAUUAAUGAUCGGAGUGCUCCCAUCCUUGAGAAACCGAAAGGAAGCAGUGGUGCUUAUGGCUCUGGAGCAGCUGCCCUGCAGCCCAAGGGAGGUCUCUUCCAAGGGGGAGUGCCGAAGCUCCGACCUGUGGGCGCCAAGGACGUUUCAGAGAACCUAGCUGCUAAGCCAGCCCUACAAGUCCCCAGUUCUCGAGCUGCUGCCCCAAGGCCACCAGUGUCUACAGCCAGUGGGCGCCCUCAAGAUGAUACAGACAGCAGCCGAGCCUCACUCCCAGAACUGCCCCGGAUGCAGAGACCCUCGCUACCGGACCUCUCUCGGCCUAACACCACCAGCAGUACAGGCAUGAAGCACAGCUCCUCUGCCCCUCCUCCGCCACCCCCGGGGCGGCGUGCCAACGCACCCCCUGCACCUCUGCCUAUGCACAGCAGCAAAGCCCCUGCCUACAACAGAGAGAAACCCUUGCCGCCCACACCUGGACAAAGGCUGCACCCUGGUCGGGAGGGACCUCCUGCUCCACCCCCAGUGAAACCACCUCCUUCCCCUGGGAAUAUCAGAACGGGACCAAGUGGCCAGUCUCUGGCUCCUCCUCCUCCGCCUUACCGCCAGCCUCCUGGGGUCCCCAAUGGACCCUCCAGUCCCACUAAUGAGUCAGCCCCUGAGCUGCCACAGAGACACAAUUCUUUGCAUAGGAAGACACCGGGGCCUGUCAGAGGCCUAGCGCCUCCUCCACCCACCUCAGCCUCCCCAUCACUACAGAGUAAUAGACCACCUCCCCCAGCCCGGGACCCUCCCAGUCGGGGAGCAGCUCCUCCACCCCCACCACCCAUGAUCCGAAAUGGUGCCAGGGAUGCUCCCCCUCCCCCCCCACCGUACCGAAUGCAUGGGUCAGAACCUCUGAGCCGAGGAAAGCCCCCACCUCCGCCCUCAAGGACGCCAGCUGGACCACCCCCUCCUCCUCCACCACCCCUGAGGAAUGGCCACAGAGAUUCUAUUACCACUGUCCGAUCUUUCUUGGAUGAUUUUGAGUCAAAGUAUUCUUUCCAUCCAGUAGAAGACUUUCCUGCUCCAGAAGAAUAUAAACACUUUCAGAGAAUAUAUCCCAGCAAAACAAACCGAGCUGCCCGUGGAGCCCCACCUCUGCCACCCAUUCUCAGGUGAAGCCCGGCUUGGUCCUGUUCCUCAGGAAAAGGAUGGACCCUCUCUUCUGCUCAGAUGGUCCCUUCCACUCCCCUGAAACCUGCAUGAGAGCUCCUGAUGUGUUUCUCCAGUGCAACCCAUCUCUAGACACCAAGCGUCCUCCCCACUCACCUCCAUCUAUGCAUCUCGUCUCUAGACUUGGUGAUUGGACUCUUUAUAUUGACAGUAGGGUCUCAAACCCUGAAUCCAUGCCUCCUCUCGCAAGCCCUGCUAGCCAGACGAGGAAAAAGUUUCCAUGUCUCCUGCUUUCCUCUUGGGGAAAGGUGCCUUGUUGUGAUGAAUGAACUCAUUGUUGGGGCAGGGUGGAGAAUUGUACUCCCUACUUUCUCCUACCCACUGUGGGGGAAGUGUGGCGGGUAUAUUAUGUUUCCUCAUUUAGGAGGCUGGCAUGGCCAGGACUUCUGAGGGGUGGGCAUUUUUAGUGAAACAGGAAAGGAAUUUGCAGAGAAGUGAUCUGUUUUAAAGGUCAAGUUUGAAGAAAGGGCAAAGAAAUGGGUCUGCUUUCUUUUUAAGGGUAUUUUGGUUUUGCUCUCACCCCACCCCAUGCCACCACCCCAGGGAGAAGUUGGAUAUUAUAAAUACUAAAUACUAAUCAGUUGAACUAAACAUCUAAUAAAAAGAGAGGGUGAAAUAAACUGGGGAUCCUUUUAGAGCUAGUCAGUUUCUCUGCAGCAAAGGGACCAGGAGCCAUUUGUGUCCUCUGGGAUUCCCUGCCCAUUUGCCUGUUUCCUCAGGGUGCUGAGGCUGAGGGCUGUUAUUCCUCUCUGCACUGCCCAUCCCCUCAAAAGAAAAGUCACUUUGAUUCACGAACUCCAAAACCCUGCAGUGGGAGAUGGAAAGAUCGGGCGUUGGCCUUGACACCUCUGAAGUCUUUUCUGACUGGCCCUGAUGGCCUUCUCAGAGACUUUAGCCCCUGAUGGGUGCCCAGGAUGACAAGGGAAGGGUGAAGCACCUUGUGGAAGGGAUCAACUCUGUGGGCUUUGAAGGACUUUAAGGCCUGUUUGUUCCAAAGUUCACAGCCCAUCUGACUGAGCAGGUACUUCCAUUCCUUUCUCCACUACUCUUGCCUUCACAAGACUGCAGGGGUUAACACAGAAUACAGAAGGGUGAAGAAGCUUAUGGGGACGGUCAAAGAUUCCUCUGUGCCAGGAAGCACAAAGACUUUGGUGAGGUGUGCCUCAGUUCAGUUGAUCUUCCUUGGCAGCCAGCAAUAUGUUUCUUCGUCUUCCAGGUCCUAGUUCAAGGGCACAGAGGAAAUAGAGGGUCCUAGUCUAGGUAGGAACUGAGCUUGGAUGGGGGAACGGGACUUCAUUCUCCCAACAGCAGGAUGGAGCUCCUGGGCUCUACACGUGGGAUGGUUUGGUUUGCUACAACUCUUGCCAAGUGCAGAGACUGCUCAAGGUUUGGAAUGAGAGCAGGGAAGGAGUCAAGGCUAUUCCUUGAAAUGGAUGGGGAAAGUAAAAAAUUUUCACCAG
Messenger RNA from Odobenus rosmarus divergens (Pacific walrus), 3008 nucleotides. RefSeq names its product WAS/WASL interacting protein family, member 2 (gene WIPF2). Gene Ontology annotation, molecular function: actin binding. The record is from RefSeq and is a predicted model, not a curated record. NCBI's taxonomy places the organism in Eukaryota, Metazoa, Chordata, Mammalia, Carnivora, Odobenidae. The transcript is spliced from 8 exons. The coding region runs from base 172 to 1494 and encodes 440 amino acids.